Molecule: messenger RNA, 3271 nt
Organism: Manduca sexta (tobacco hornworm)
Lineage: Eukaryota; Metazoa; Arthropoda; Insecta; Lepidoptera; Sphingidae
Product: mucin-5AC
Exons: 7
Coding region: 469-2664 (731 amino acids)
Cellular component (GO): extracellular region
Molecular function (GO): chitin binding
Source: RefSeq, a predicted model, not a curated record
GUAACUUUUAACAAUACCUUGGCGGCGCCUGCGCGCUGCGUACGUUAGUUUCGCCAACUCCUGCCGUGCGACUCUACGCGUCGCUCUUUUCCUUAACGAAUAUCGAAAUAGUCAGUGCCAAUUCUGCAAUAGCCAAAAAGUUUUCCGGUCGUGACAAAAAUCAAAUACUUUCACUAAGAUUGUUAUUUCAAAUAUAUUUGUGUUAAAAAAAUAUUACGUGCAUUAAUUUAUGACGUCGCUAAAGUUCAAUAACGUUAAUGAAAAUUUAAAUAUUUGGUAGCUGUUGUACUUGCCGACAAUAUUGGAUGUUACGCUCACUUGAACGUGAUGUGUUUGAUGUAUGGGAGUGAGGAGGUCCAGCAGUAACGCGCGGUCGCGACGGUCACAAUGCGAUGCGGUCGGUGUUGGUCGCGCGUCGCCACGGACUAGCCGACACGGCCUCGUUGCUCCUUGCGUAUCUAGAUUGAGAUGCGGCGGCAAGCUCGGAUAUCAGCCGGCGGUGCGCUUGUUGUGCGCUCCGCCUCUGCCUUACAAGUAUGGCUGUGGUUGCUAAUAUUUAUAUUCCAGAACGAAUUUCGAAUAUCACGGUCCAUUCAACCAGGAUACUUGGACUUUGACAACCUGCCGGAGACAAAUUUCACAUGUGCCGGCAAGGUGAUCGGCGGAUACUACGCCGAUCUGGAGACGUCAUGUCAAAUGUUCCAUGUAUGCACAGUGGGUCAGCAAGAUGAGCCCAUGGAUAUCAAGUUCCUUUGUCUCAACGGCACUGUCUUUGAUCAGGAAACUAGAGUGUGCGAGAGAGUCGACGAAGUAGAUUGUACAAAGUCGGAAAAGUUUUACAGUUUAAACUUAGAAUUAUAUGGUAGCACAGCUCCACCCAUAAUACAACCUGAUCAACCUAAGCCUACAAAUGAACAACCUCAGACAAAAUCUAAGCACGAGCAAGAAAGUGAUCCAUCGGUGGACAUCGCCUCCACCACAACCAAUGAUAAAUCUCAAGGACCAUCCCAAGACGUUGCUGACUCCACUGAGGACCCUGUACAAGAAAUCAAAAAAGAUGUUCCCAAACAUCCUGCUUCCACUACCAGCUCUCCAUUGACACACAAUGAAGAACUUACUAUAGAAUACCAAGAAGAAGAUGAAGCUGAUGGAGAGUAUGAAGAUUACUCACAUGCUCCAACAACCACUCAGGCACCCGUCACUACUACAAAAAAAUUGUUCACUACUACAACAACCACUACAACCAAACGGCCGCCAACAACAACUGUUGUUUAUUCAUCAACCGUGUCGCGGUAUCAAUCCCCUGUGCCCCACUUGAUAUCUUCGCCUUCGCCAGUGAUAUCUCCAGUGCUACCAUCGGCGUCUGCGUCUUUACCACCAUCAGCACCAUCGGCACCCUCUGCGCUAUUGGCACCUUCAGUAUCUUCAAUUCCGUCACUAGACCCUACUCUUCUUUCGCCACAAGAAUUCAUCUAUCGCCAUCGAGGACCAGGGUCAGAAGCAAUUUCUUUCCAAAGCUUUCGCCCUGCCGACGGAGUUUAUAUAACACAUGCGCCUCCACAUCAGUUUGACCAUUUUCAAUAUGAAUCAUCUAGAACUGCACCGAGACCGGCGGCACCAAGACCGACACCUUUCGUGCAGCGUCCACAACCAGCACCAUUCCGACCCACAACUCUUGACCCCAGGGAUCAAAUUCUUCGCCCUGGUCCUACUUCACAACCUUCCGAACGCCAAGAAACAUCCGUGAAUAACCGACAGCAGCCUUAUCCGUCGUCUUUGCCAGCACAAAGACCUUUACCGUUCAAUCCGUAUUACUACGACCGAAAACGAAGUGAAGACCCUGAACCCGAAAACGAAUCUUCAUUAUCAGCGCGAUCCGUAGCUCAAGUAGCAGUAACUGAACGUCCUCCAAUUAAAUUAAAAAGUCCCCCUCGAGUCAUCGUCACUGCUAGCGCAUCCGUCAGUGAUAGUAACGGGAAAAGACUGAAUUACACUGUUGGCAAUGUAGUUAAGGCUGUAAAACCAAUUGUACCGAUUAACUACGAUGAUUACAAAGAAUCUGAUCUUAUAUUUGAUCCAUUCUUCCUCGACGUGCCAAAACUACAAAAACGACGGAAGACAAGAUCAAAUAGGAAUAGGAGGAUAUUUACAAUCCCAGCUACCACAACAGUUUCACCAGAUUUAUCAUCGGAGAGUCCGACAGUUGCAAGUUCUCCAGUAACAUCUCGUGCUACCACAACAGAAGGUGCGUCAACAACACCUUCGCACAUAGUAACGACAGUCACGUGGAACCCAAAUGACUACGUCGACGAUAACUACGAACCUCACGCAUAUAUCCCGCCAGUGCCUCCUCUCGCAGUGCUGGUGCCUCAACACUUAAAUAAAUUACAAACACAGGAGAAACAAUCUGUUUAUAAAUUAGUUGAGUUGAGAACGCCCAGGGAUAAAUCAAAGGCUGGUCGCACAGAGCAACCUAAGCCGACGUCAGCGCCUGCAGCGCAAACAACCUCUAGUCAAAAAGAGGGUGCGGAUACGGCUCCCCUAGCGCCCGCGCCGGCCCUCGCGGCGGUCUCCGCGCCUGCAGCCUCGCCGCCGCCCCCGCCGCCCCUCGAGGCGUCAGCCUGCGCUUCCUCACGCGCCACUGACUGUCGGAUUCGUGCCUAACAUUAGCUCAUUUUAUUAAUAAAUUAAACUAAGUAGACAUUUCCAUACUAGGUAGUUAGAAAAUUUCAAUAAUAAUUAUUCGCUGAACAAAAAUGACCUUAUUACGAAAGGAGGACUUCUGAAUUGAUUUAAACAACUAAGAAAAUAUCGGUGUUAAAUUAUGUCAUAAUGUCGAUGUGAUUGGUGGGAUAAUUAAAUAAUGAGCUCUCUUCAAUUAGACGCCAUAUGACUGAAAUUGUAUAUUUGUAUUAAUUACAGACUACAGAAUAUGUCGUGAUAAACUUGGAAAUCGUAAUAUUAUCAUGUACAUUAAUAUUAUAAUUAAAAACGCACUCUAGAUUAUUAUAUUUAAAGAAACUUAAAUUAUUUAGAGACAUUUUGUCACCUUCCUAUUUAAAAUUUUUGAUUGAAGAGGGCUAUAGAAUAAUAAAAUAUUUAUAUGUAACAGUAUGUUUCUUAAAAAAUAAAUCAUUGUAAAUACUUUUUUUUUGUAUUUUUCUACUAUUAUACAAUUUUUGCAAUGUUGAUAGACCUUCAUAAUUAAGUACAUAACGAUAUUUAUAAACGAAAUGUAAAUAUCUACAAAAUAUACAUUAUCCAUAAGAAA